This is a messenger RNA of Photinus pyralis (common eastern firefly), 2251 nucleotides long. Its product is annotated as RNA exonuclease 5-like. Gene Ontology annotation, cellular component: nucleus. The coding region runs from base 174 to 1958 and encodes 594 amino acids. The record is from RefSeq and is a predicted model, not a curated record. Lineage: Eukaryota; Metazoa; Arthropoda; Insecta; Coleoptera; Lampyridae. Gene Ontology annotation, molecular function: nucleic acid binding; exonuclease activity. The transcript is spliced from 2 exons.
GCAGACAGGAUGGCUUGUGAGACACUGUACUCUGCAGGAAAGUUAUUUAUGGCAAAGUUAAGAUUAUGAUAAUUUUAUAAAUUGCAUUUAAUUUUUAACAUUUUGAUUAUCGAGUGUAUUCAUGAUUAAUUUAUCCACAGGACAAAUGAAUAAGUUUCAAAACCGUUUAAGUUAUGACGUUAAGUUCUUCAAACUCGAAGAGAUCGUCAGCAAAACAUAAGACUCGAUACGAGAGAAAAUGUAGAAGAAUGGACACAUUUUUCGCGACAUCAAAAUUAGAUUAUUCAGAAUCGAUAAAAGAUGUCUUGAGCAAUUUCUCAGUUCCUCAAUGCGAGGCUGAACCGUUUGCAAAGCGACCUCGCAGAGAACCGACCAUGAAGCCAAAAGCGAAACUGCGUUUAACAGAAACUGGGGUUAGUGCCUCUUUGGACGUGGCGCAAGGGGAAAGGGUACCACUUUUUCUGUCCGAUUUACAAGAUUUGUUGUUGUAUGCGCAGUUGGGGAGUCACUCUCCUUGCGUGCCUCGUUGGUGCCAGUUGGAUAAGUACAACCAGCUUGUGCACACUACUGUUUUAGUUGUAGAAAACGUUUCAUUGUACCAUUUUUCUUCGUACGAAAGUUUUUUUCCCUAUUUAAGUGCGAAGUUUUGCAACAAAUUAGAGUUUAUACCCUCGGCCGCGUACAAAAUGGAUAUGGUGCAAGAUUUGGCUACGCUACCGUUGACAGUAGCACAAACUGUUAAGCUUACAUCCGUUUAUGGUUCAUUGGAUCAGACUUCUAGUGAAAAUUCGAACGGUUUUGACAAAAUUAAGGGUUUGUUUCUGAUUGAAUCAGAUUCCGGAAGUGCUCAACCUACUUCUUUACCCACAGGCGAUAAGUUUCCACGCACCGAUUUGCUGUUGUCAGGUUGGCAGAUGGUGGAAGAGAAUUAUCCGUUACCGAUCAAAGGACUAAUGAACGGUAAAUAUGUGGGUUAUGUUUUAACAAAGGACUCUUACAAGGAUGUCACUCCGUUCAGUCCUAUGUUCGGUAUCGAUUGCGAAAUGUGCUUAACUACGAUCGAUUUAGAACUGACGCGUGUGUCGAUCGUGGACGAAAGCGGUAGUGUGAUAUACGAGGAAUUGGUAAAGCCUGAGGCGCCGAUAAAAAAUUAUCUGACAGAAUAUUCGGGUAUUACUGCUAAGAUGAUGAAGCAUGUCACUAAGAGGCUGAAGGAUGUGCAAGAAGAUCUUCGGCAAAUUUUACCCCCCGAUGCGAUACUAGUGGGGCAGUCGUUGGGUAAUGACAUGCACGCCUUGAAAAUGAUGCAUCCGUAUGUGAUAGAUACUAGCGUUAUUUAUAAUAUAACCGGCGACCGUAAACGGAAGGCCAAACUUCAAGUUUUAGCCGAACAAUUUCUACAAAAGAAAAUACAGACAAAUACCAAAGGGCACUGUUCGGUUGAAGAUAGUUUAGCGAGCUUAAAUUUAACGAAGCACAAGUUGCAACAAAACAUCUUCUAUGGAGACGCGGUCAUGUCAAAAAUCGCUAAGCAAGUGCGUCAGUAUCCGCACCUGGAAAGUUCAAAGUACGUGACGAGCUUCUUGCGUGAAGUAACGAGAAUGGAAAAAACUAGCCUCGUCGUCGGCCUCGAGGAUAUAACGGCGAGGUACUGCCAUUACACGUUUAGGGACAAAAUAGUUACCAAGAAAAUUUGCUGCAUAUCGGAAGUUGGCAAUCAGUCUGUUAUUAAUCGAUUGUGCGAGUCUGGCGCUCACUAUUCUUUUAAUAUCGGUCACAUUCGCUUUAACGAGACUGAAUUAGACAACGACCCAUCGAAGUUAUUCAAAAAGGUGGACGAUUGGAUACAACAGAUCGACAAAAGUAUCUGCACUCCGGCAUUGCGCGUUGUGAUUUUUGGUGGACAAAGAGAUUCGGGAAAUGGUUGCUUCUUUGUGUCGCUAAAGAAAUGUCCUUAAUUAAUAACCAUAUUUAAUCACAAUAAACAAAUUUAUGUGUUCAUUGGUACCUUUUAAUCGACAAGAAAAGUAUUUUUUUGUACUUUUAUAAUAUCGUUUAAAACACAUAUCCUAAUAGAUCUUUUGCUUCUACACUAUGAGUAUCGUAGAUGGCUAAGGAAUCUUUGUGUUAAUAGCUUGGACCAUAUGAUCUAAGGUUAAUAGCAUCAAUUAUAAAUUGAUAUUGUACAGUUUUUAUUCGAUGUUUGUAAAACAUUUUUUCAAUAAACUGCCCUCUACAAAAUCAGUACCUA